Molecule: messenger RNA, 1117 nt
Organism: Oppiella nova
Lineage: Eukaryota; Metazoa; Arthropoda; Arachnida; Sarcoptiformes; Oppiidae
Source: the annotation of a GenBank genome assembly
CACCCGUCGGGAACCACUGGCCACACGAUGACCACGACCACCAACAAGCGUGUGCUGUACUGCGGCGGACUGUCCGAAGAGGUGGACGAGAAGAUAAUCACUUCGGCGUUCAUACCAUUCGGUGAUAUCAUUGAUGUGAACCUUCCGAUCGACUUCGCGACCCAAAAGCACAGGGGAUUCGCUUUCGUGGAGUUCGAGUCGGCCGACGACGCCAUGACUGCCAUCGACAACAUGAACGACGCGGAGAUCUUCGGCAAAACGAUUCGCGUAAACGUCGCGAAACCCAUUAAACUGAAGGAGGGGUCGGCGCGCGCCGUCUGGUCGGAGGACGCGUGGCUCCAGAAGCACGCGGGACAGACACUCGCCGCAGAUGGCGGUAAGGCUCAGGCGGGCGAUGGCGAGUCCGGUGAGAAGCCUAUGGACGCAGAGGUGGGCGCAGAGAGCGGUGCCGCUGACGGCGCGGGCCUUAAGCGAGACGCCGAUGAAGUGACGGUCGACGAGGAGGAGGACGACUCGCCGGAGGCCAAGAAGUUGAAGGCGAAUCCGCACGUGUUCUUCGAUAUGCGAAUCGACGGCCAGUUUGUCGGUAGGAUUCGGAUUAUGCUUCGCAAAGACGUCGUUCCCCUCACGUGUGAGAACUUCCGGUGCCUUUGCACUCAUGAGAAGGGCUUUGGCUUCAAGAAUACGGUCUUUCAUCGGAUUAUACCUAACUUUAUGCUACAGGGCGGCGACUUCACGAACAGCGACGGGACGGGCGGCCGCUCUAUAUAUGGCCGCAAGUUUGAAGACGAGAACUUUGUGCUCAAACACAACAUCCCGGGCCUGCUAUCGAUGGCCAACUCCGGGCCCAAUACCAACGGAUCCCAGUUCUUCAUAACGACGGCCCAUACGGAGUGGUUGGACGACAAGCACGUGGUGUUCGGACAGGUAGUGCAGGGCAUGGAAGUGGUGAAGAGGAUUGAGUUGUGCGGCACGAAGAGUGGGAAACCCACGAAGAAAGUGGUCAUCACUAACUGCGGAGAACUCGUGUGAUUGGGGACACGCUUUGGCGCUUAGAUUAGACAUUCAUUUCAAUUCAAUGCAUAUAAUUGUCAUUAAUUUCACAAUUUAUUCAAAA